This is a messenger RNA of Molossus molossus (Pallas's mastiff bat), 389 nucleotides long. It is a transcript of the gene CUNH5orf58, whose product is annotated as chromosome unknown C5orf58 homolog. Lineage: Eukaryota; Metazoa; Chordata; Mammalia; Chiroptera; Molossidae. Bases 79 to 324 code for a protein of 81 amino acids. The transcript is spliced from 3 exons. The record is from RefSeq and is a predicted model, not a curated record.
AGUGGCUCCGGAGUGACCGAGAAGUGCCGUCAACCCCUCUGACGCGGGAGAAGGCGGAGGCCAGGGGACCAUUUCGAGAUGUUGAAUAGCGACGUUUCUGACCACAGGCUAAACGUGGAAGCCAUCAUUAGAAAUAUUAAUACAAUUUCUUUGGAGUUGAAGAAGAUGAAAGAGCUCUCCCAGCUACUGCUGUGCGACCUGACUCUGCAUUUUAAUCAUCCUGUGAGGACAGAGGACUUCAAGGAAACAGAAGGAAAUAACUCCCCCUUUGAAGAGUCGAAACUAUCAGAUGUAUCCCUUGCUUCUAAAAGUUUUUCUCCCUAAUUUCCUAUUUAUCUGUUGUGAAUUUAUGGCUGUAGUACUGUUCAAUUAACAAGUAUCUGGGAGAA